GAUUUUGCUCUGCGACCUCACAAUCGUGCGCUGCCUUGGCGGACUGCACGAGCAUAAAAGAGCCCACACGACUCCAUUUGUUGUCUCUGAUAGCCACGGCUGCGGAGCAUUGCUCAAGACGCGAGCACUCCCAAGCUCUCCUGCCUGCAGCAGUGCCUUGCAAUCUCUUGACGCUGUACGCGACGUACACGAUAAAGCGCAGCAGUCAAAAGCAUGGACGAAUCGUUAACCGGCAAAAGCAUGGACGAAUCCCUCACCGGCAAGCCGCCCUUCAAGCCGCUCGGCCUGCCGCACCGCAUCACCUCGUCCAACAGUGCGACGAAUUUACAUGGUACGGACGAGCUCGACGACAGCGAUAGAGAUGGUAGGGUGCUGGUAUUAUUGACGGGCGGCACCAUGGGCAUGAAGCCGAAUCAGAGAGGCUCGCUCGAGCCGAAGGCGGGCUACCUCGCCGAGCAGAUGAGAUUGAUGCCAGAGUUACGAGAAAGGCGCAUGCCGGCCUACGAAGUUGUCGAAUAUGCCCCUCUCUUGGACAGCGCGGACAUGGUGCCGCAGGACUGGCGUAGGAUAGCGCAGGACAUCGCGCAGUCGCACAACCAGUUCGACGGGUUCGUUGUGAUUAUGGGCACGGACACGAUGGCCUACUGCGCGUCGGCGCUGAGUUUCAUGCUGGAAAACUUAUCAAAACCAGUAGUGCUGACGGGGAGCAUGAUCCCCUUCGCCGAGAGCUAUUCGGACGCGCGGCGCAACCUCGUGAUGGCUUUGAUCUUUGCGCACGCGGGCCCGAGCGAGGUCGUCGUGUUUUUUGGGGAUCGAUUACUCCGGGGCAACCGCACGACGAAGGUCGACGCGCUUGCUUUGUCGGCCUACGACUCGCCGAACUUCCCGCCACUCGCGUCGUGCGGCGUCGCACUCAGAGCAAGGUACGACCUGGCGCUGGCGCCUUCCUCAGAACAAAGGUGUAAAGCGUUCACGCAGAUGGAGACGAAGAUCUUGGUUUUUCGCAUGGUCCCCGGCUUCGACGAUAAGGCCUUACUACGCUGCCUCGAGUCGGACGAAUUAAGGGCCGUCGUGUUGGAGUUGUAUGGGACGGGCACGGCGCCGGCGCGGCGCGCGGGUCUAUUGAAGGCGCUGCGCGCGGCGCGGUCGCACAAUGUAUUGGUAGUGGCGACGACGCAGUGUAAACGCGGCGGCGUGGUCCUGGCGACGUACGAAGUAGGAAGGCUAUUGGAAGAGGAAGGUGUCGUCGCGGCGGGGGACAUGACGACGGAGGCGGCCGCGACCAAGCUCGCGUAUCUCUUCGGAAGGUACCCCGGCGACAUGGACGCGGUCCGCGAGCUCGUUGGCGUCUCGCUGCGGGGCGAGAUCUCGCACCCCGACGCCUACCUGCGGCCCUUCUUUGAGGCGCCUCGCUACAAGUCCUCGGGCUCCAUCGAGAGCGACCCGACGAAGCGGCCGCCCGCGCCGCCGCCGGCCCCGACGGAGCCGCCGCCGCGCGACGUCAUGCCGCCGCGCGACGUCGUGCAGCGCCGGCGGGAUAUCGCGCUCGGUGCGGCGAUCGGCGUCGGAGUGGCGCUCGUCCUGGCGCGGCGGCGGUGAAUGCUCUUCUUCCCUGCACGCCAUCGCCGCGGCGCGGUCCGCGUCACUCCCCGAAACGAAG
Molecule: messenger RNA, 1660 nt
Organism: Pelagomonas calceolata
Lineage: Eukaryota; Pelagophyceae; Pelagomonadales; Pelagomonadaceae
Source: the annotation of a GenBank genome assembly